This is a messenger RNA of Eupeodes corollae, 2444 nucleotides long. RefSeq names its product glycerophosphodiester phosphodiesterase 1. The record is from RefSeq and is a predicted model, not a curated record. Gene Ontology annotation, molecular function: phosphoric diester hydrolase activity. NCBI's taxonomy places the organism in Eukaryota, Metazoa, Arthropoda, Insecta, Diptera, Syrphidae. Gene Ontology annotation, biological process: lipid metabolic process. Bases 376 to 1395 code for a protein of 339 amino acids. The transcript is spliced from 5 exons.
UCCCCAAUUUCUCGUUCAGUAGGGCUCUGGGCAAACAUUUUGGCCAUUUCUUAGGCAAAGCAAUAAAAUUAAUUUUUAUUGUUCCAAUUGAAAAGAAAAACUCCCACCUUGAGCCCAAAUCCAAAUCCACACACCCAGUUGCAGUUCAAUUAAAAUUCAUCCCUUCACGACAACGACGGAGCGACUGUGGCAAGCCGGCAAUUUUCUUUUAUAGAUCCCAAAUAAAAUUCUUAUAUUUUAUUGUUAAUAGUUUCGUGUUCAAGUGCAAAAUAAAAUGCAUUGCUAACAGGAAGAGAAACUUACAAUAUAUUUGUUUCUAUUUUUAAAAGAAACAUUGUGAACUAAGAAAUAAUAAGACACCGUCCGGCGUACUGAAUGAAUGUGCUAAGAGCAUUCAUAGAACUCAUCAAAAUGCUUUAUAAUCUUCUUUGGUAUUCGGCCAACUUGGUCACAUUUUUAUUUAAUCUCUUUUGGCUGAUCUGUACAUUGGCUUCUGCUGGAAUACCAUGGUUCACACUAAUUCUGCUCACAGUUUGUAUUGCUUCAAAAUUUAUCAAAUUAAAGAGUCCCAACGAGAAGAUUCUAAUAAGUUUGCUGGGUGGUGAUUCAGUGGAUGAUUUAUCAUAUUGGCCAAUUGCUAACCGUGGGGGUGCUUAUGAUGCGCCUGAGAAUUCAAUGGCAGCACUUAAAAAGUGUUCGUCAUCGGGAUUUAGAAAUGUCCUUCUCGAUGCCGCGCUUACUUCUUGUGGCGAAAUUGUUUUGCUGCAUAAGACUACAUUGGAAAAGGCUGGACUAAGUGGCAGUGUUCACAAACAUACCUUAGAUGCGUUGCAGGAAAUCAAUUUUUCGGAGCUACAUCCCUUGGGCCCCCAAUUUGAACCUGAAACUGCUGUAACAUUAACAAAAUUGAUGGAAAUGUUGGAAAAGAGCAAUUUGACAAUAUUUCUCUUCAUAUCAGACACAAGCGCUAAAAUGCUAGAGAAGCUCAAGAGUGUGAUAAAAACAAACGAACAAUUCACAAGGCGCACAAUACUUAUAAGUCGUUCACCAAUCGCUAUUUACCAGCUACGAAAAUUGCAUCCGGAAUUGAUUUGUGGACUUUGGACUGAAAAAACUCUUUCAUUGGUUGUUUUGAAAGCGUCCACUCUCAUUACAUCGAUUUACGGUGCCAUUUUCCGAAAUAUCAUCGCACCUGUCAUCGGUAUCAGCUUGGUUUUCAUCAGCAAAGACGAAUUUAAUUUACAUAUUGCCGAACUGUGGAGAAAUGUAGGCGUAAGACCGAUCGUCUACAACGUAAACUCACCGAACGAAAAACGAUAUUUCCAAAAAACCAUGAAAACUCAAUAUCUUACUGACUCUUUGCGUUCAGAGCCGCAUUUGAUAAUGAGAUCUUAACAAUAAAAUCAGAUCCAUCGUCAGAGGAUGGUUGCAUAAACAUGAACUAAAAGUUACACAACAUAGUAAAACAACUUUUGCAUUUAAGCCUCUUUAACGUUAUAAUUAUUUCCAGUUCUAAAUUUAUAAUUGUAGUAAUUUUAGUUAGUAAGAGUAUUAUGCUUACAUUUUAUUGUAGCUUAAAAGUAUUUGUGUUCAAUUUAAGUCCCGUAAUUUGUUGCAAAAUAAUCAUGUUUUCUUUUACGUUUAUUCAUUUUUAUAUCUUUUGUAAACGUUGUUUUUUAUUUGUUUAUUUUGUUUUUAAUAAUUUAUGCUCUAUUUAUUUUAACAUCAAAAUCAUUGAUAAAAAACACACAAAAAAAAACAUCGAGUAUUAUAUCCCACAAAGAUCGUUAUAUUGUUUUAUCUAUGUUUUAGCAUAGUACAAUUAUUUUUAUUUUAUUAUAUUUUUAUGAUUUUAUUUAACAGUUAUAAACUGUAUUUUUUGUUUUAUGCUAUUGCAUGUCAAGCUUUAUAGAUGUUUUAUUUUAUUUAAAUUUAAGAACAAAUUUGUUUGUUUAAUUUUAUUUAUUUUUUAGUAUAUACGUAUACAUUUUUAGCACUUUAGCCUUCGAUUUUUUAUACAUAUAUAUAUUUGAGGCAUCUUUAUCCUUAACAACCUUAUUACAUACAUAACUAAUGUGUAUAUAAAUAAAUUCUGAGUAAAUAUACAACUUUAAUGUUGUUGGUUUUGGCAUUUUUUGUUGUUGUUGUUUUCAAUUCUAUACUGAAAAGCAUACAAAAUAGCAACAAAAAAAAUAUAUUUUUUGAUGAAAACUCAAGGAAUUAAUAAUCAAAAAUGCUUUUGCAUUCAAAGAUUUUGAAUAUGAUUAGAAAAGAAUGUCUCAUUUAUAGUGCUUCAUCCCAAAUAUUUCUCAUAAUAUAUAUAUAUUGCAUCACAGAACAUAUUUAAUUUUUUUUAAAUGAAUGUUUAGGAUAGAAAGAGAAAUUUGUAUCACCGCUAAGAUUUUAAUUUCAAAACAGAGAAAUAAAGAACUUUCGAAAUUUCA